AUGAGUGAAAGUACAUACAAGGAUACUCAAAUAUUUAAACCAAAUGGAACAAAUAUAUAUGAUGACCAUUUAGGAGAGGUAUAUAAAUUAAAAGAUAACAUAAGUGCUGAAGAAUUAUUUCAUUCCAAAAAUAUAUAUAGAGAUGUAAAAUCAAAUGUAAUACCUGGUCCAGUUAAAACAACCACAAUUGAAAAAGUAACAAAAAUACCUAAAAUUAUCUUUAAAGAGAGACCAUUAGACACAAAAAAAGAGAAAAAAGAAAAAAAAGUUAUAACUAAAGAAGUAGAGAUUGAAAAUGUUGUUGAAGUAAUUGAAAAUAAAGAAAAAGUUGUAUAUAAUGAAGUAAAAGUACCAAAAUAUGUUGAUGUUCCAAUUAUUCAACCAAGACAAGAAGUAUGUUAUCAACAAAUUUCCAAAAAUAUACCAAGAGGAGUAGAAUUAGUUAUUACACAAACAUUAGAAGUACCUAAAAUCAAACCAAAGUACGUUGAAAUUCCUGUUCCUAUUUACGUACCAUGUUAUAUUGAAGUACCUAUACCUGCACAAUAUAUACCAACUGAACAAAAUGAAGAGAAAGACUACUUUGCAUCUGGAAUAUCAAAUAGCUCUAAAUUUUCUAAACGUGCAAAUUUUUAUAAUUCCUCAUUAGCGCAUUCACAAAAUUUUAAUACUCCUAUUACUUUGAAUCAAAAUUUAAAUAUAAACGAUGAAAAAUCACUCGAUUUUAGCUCAAAAUGCUCUAUUCCAAAUAUAUCUUCUGAACAAAAAAAUGUAGAAAAGAUGGUAAUAGCUGGAAAUUUAUAA
Plasmodium gallinaceum is the source of this 804-nucleotide messenger RNA. Its product is annotated as conserved Plasmodium protein, unknown function. The record is from RefSeq and is a predicted model, not a curated record. NCBI's taxonomy places the organism in Eukaryota, Apicomplexa, Aconoidasida, Haemosporida, Plasmodiidae. The coding region runs from base 1 to 804 and encodes 267 amino acids. The transcript has a single exon.